This is a messenger RNA of Triticum dicoccoides, 548 nucleotides long. RefSeq lists its product as uncharacterized. The coding region runs from base 54 to 368 and encodes 104 amino acids. The record is from RefSeq and is a predicted model, not a curated record. The transcript has a single exon. NCBI's taxonomy places the organism in Eukaryota, Viridiplantae, Streptophyta, Magnoliopsida, Poales, Poaceae.
ACUCCCCUCUGACUGAUACCCAAUCGUCCCAGACCGUCUCUGCUUCUCACCUCAUGGCCAGAUCACCGGCGCUGCUGCUGCUGCUCGCUCUUCUCCUGGCCUGCUCGGGGGCCGCGUCGGCAGCCGCCGCGGCCGGCAGAAUCAAGAGCAAGGCUGCUGCUCGGUCAGCGAGGGCGGAGGCGGAGGCGGGGUGCCGGGAUCUGGCGACGCGCGGCAAGUGCGUGGCGAGCGGCGGUGGGGGCAGGUGCCGGUGGUGCCGCAGCGAGGCGCUCGACGACAUGUGCUUCGGCGCAGCGGAGGCGUGGCGGCUCCCGAAGCAGGUCUUCUCCUGCGACCAGCCCGCCGGCGCCGCGCACGCCAGGAGAUAGCGCCGGCGCCGCUCCUCUGCUCUCGACGCCUUCCCCGGGAUGGGACGAAUCGUUGUAUUCUACUCGCUGGAUGUGGGAUUUACCGAGUGUUCGGUGUUGGUGCGUUGUACUGUCGUGUUACUCAUGUAUACGUACUUGAUUUUAUCGAAACGGGGCUGAUCGCGGCCGAAUUUAUUACUA